CCAAAGUAAAAAAGCACAACAAAAACUACUUCUCCUUUGUCACAGUCCCCAAACACACACUCUCUCUCUUUCUCACACGCACAAAACCCAACUCAAUUCCAUCAAGAAAAAAAUGGUGGAAAAUGGAGAUGGAGAAGCAAUGGAAACAGAGAUGAGCAAUGGCAACACAGGAGGAAAGUGUUUAAACACAUUUGUUGACAAUGGAAGCAUUGAAAGUCACAGAUAUUAUCUUUCAAGAAGAACCCUUUUGGAGAUGUUUAGAGACAGAGGCUAUGAUAUAUCUACCUCUGAUAUUGACUUUUCUCUUACACAGUUUCGUGAACUCCAUGGUCAAAAUGUUGACGUUGACCGUCUUCGGAUUAGUGCUUCUCAUCUUUCUGAUCCUCAAAAUAAGAUUCUAGCUGUUUUCUGCGGGACGGGCGCAGUUAAAUUAAAUACCAUCCGCUGGAUUGGAACACAGAUAAUGAAUAAAGAGAGUUUAAGCCGGCUGAUAAUAGUGGUACAAAGUAACAUCACAGGCCAGGCUCAGAAAGCUGUUGAUCUUUUCCCAUUCAAAGUCGAAAUAUUCCAAAUAACAGAUUUGCUUGUUAACAUUACUAAGCAUGUGUUGAAGCCCAAGCAUAGGGUCGUAACCGAUGAAGAGAAAGAAAAUCUCUUGAAGAAGUUUAAUUUGAAUGAGAACCAGCUUCCAAGAAUGUCACAGAAGGAUGCCAUUGCUCAGUAUUACGGGCUGGAGAAAGGUCAGGUGAUCGAAGUCACUUACAAUGGUGAAAUAACUGGCCUGCACAUAACCUACCGUUGCAUAUGGUGAAUUAGUUGCAUUCUGUAUCGUAUUAAGCUAUUGACUUUGUGUUUGUAUGCUAAUGUUCUACAGUCCUGCAGAAUAAUUAUUUUUGUAACAUUUCCUUAGGAGUAGUAUGUAUGUUGAAUAAUGUGUUUAUGUCGUGUUUGUUUGUUGAAUAAUGUAUGAGCUUAUGUCA
Molecule: messenger RNA, 980 nt
Organism: Erigeron canadensis
Lineage: Eukaryota; Viridiplantae; Streptophyta; Magnoliopsida; Asterales; Asteraceae
Product: DNA-directed RNA polymerases IV and V subunit 5B-like
Exons: 4
Coding region: 113-811 (232 amino acids)
Biological process (GO): DNA-templated transcription
Molecular function (GO): DNA binding; DNA-directed RNA polymerase activity
Source: RefSeq, a predicted model, not a curated record